Pogoniulus pusillus (Red-fronted tinkerbird) is the source of this 2417-nucleotide messenger RNA. It is a transcript of the gene IL23R, whose product is annotated as interleukin 23 receptor. The record is from RefSeq and is a predicted model, not a curated record. Gene Ontology annotation, cellular component: membrane. NCBI's taxonomy places the organism in Eukaryota, Metazoa, Chordata, Aves, Piciformes, Lybiidae. Bases 12 to 2417 code for a protein of 801 amino acids. Gene Ontology annotation, molecular function: protein binding; cytokine receptor activity. The transcript has 14 exons.
CAGCCCAGGCCAUGGUGGGGUCCAGAGAGGCUUUGGAACUCCAUGUCCUGUUCUGUUGCUUGUGUGGAGGUCUUGCAAACCUCAAGUGCUGGGGACACGUCUGGGUCGAGCCGGCGCCGGUGGUGCAGAUGGGCUCCAACAUCUCCAUCAACUGCCUCUCCACCUUCGGCUGCUCCCGGGCUGAGUUCCACAUCCUGCUCAACACCAGCCUCGCCGAAGGGCCCCUGCACCCUAUCAACGGCAGCGCUGUCCAGCUCCGCCUGCCUGACUACCGGGCGCCCUUCGGGACCGUCCUCUGCCUCGCCCGCUGCGCCAACAGCGACAGGCGGCACCUGGUGUGCGGCGCCACCAUCCUGGCCGGCUACCCUCCAGACCCGCCCAGCAACCUGAGCUGCACCAUCCGUGAGGACUCUGACUCCCUGGGGUGCGCCUGGGACGUGGGGCGGCCGACGGAGCUGCUCACCAACUACACCCUCCACCUGCGUGGGAUGGUGAUGGUGGCAGAGGAUGCUGAGAAGGAUGAGGAGGAGGAGAAGGUCUUCACUGCAGGCUCACCAGUGCCGCUGAGAGCGUUGCACGGCAGGACACACUACUUGGCAUGGGUGCAGGCCAGCAAUGCCUUGGGUGCUGCUCGCUCAACCCCUCAGCACCUCGACAUGCAGCAGCUUGUGGUGCCCACUCUGCCCUUGGCCAUUGGUGCUGAGACAAUGGAGACAUCACCUCCCAGCACCACCAUCCACUGGAGAAGGCAGACACGGCUGGAGAACGUGCACUGCGAGGAGCGACACAAGGCCACGGGCACCCUGGCAUGGCAUGUGGAGGUGUGGGAUGGUGAGGAGCAGCACAGGAGCCGCUCGUGGCACAGCCUCCAGAGUAACACCCAGUACGUGUUCCAGGUCAGGUGCCGGCUCAGCCCCACCGACGGCCCCUGGAGCUCCUGGGGCACCCCCUUCCUCUACACCACCCCCGAGGCUGCCCCCACCAAGGCUCCUGACACCUGGCGGCGCCUGGGCCCGGCGUUACCCAAUGGCAGCCAGGACGUGACCGUCUUGAUCAAGCCCCUGGCACCCCAAGAUGCCCGUGGGAGGAUCUUGGGCUACGCCGUGACCACCAAGACCACCAAGGGAUCACUGCUCCUCUGCAACACCUCCAGCACAGCAUGCAGGGUCCUGCUGCCACCAGGAGCCCACACCCUCCACAUCACUGCUCACAACUCUAAGGGGGCUUCCAGCCCUGCCACCAUCGCCUUCGGGCAGGGCACCAACAGCCAGGAAGAGUUCCCAGCACCACUGGCUGUGGAGGUCAAGCCUGAGAACCAGAGCAGGACCUUGGUCACCUGGCAGCAGCCACAGCACAGCAGGAGGUCCCCACUCUGGUUCAUAGUGGAGUGGGUUUCCACCACCCAAUACAGCCAGGAGGAGCAAUACUUCUGGAAGAAAGUUCCACACCAGGAAACACACACCUACAUCCAAGAAGGUACAGCAGCAGGAGGUCACCUCAAUGUGUCUGUGUAUGCAGUCUACCCUGAUGGAGUCAGCAAACCAAGCUCUGGCCAAGUUCCUUCAGAAGACCACCUCCUGAGCACCAGCUACAGCGAGAUCUCCCACGAUGAUGAGAUUGGUGUUUUCUUGGGCCUGGGCAUCAGCAUGGUCAUGUUGUCCUCGGGUUUUGCUGUUCUGAUGUUUAAAAAAUCAGCCAGAAAAAGAGUUAAAGCCACCAUUGUGCCUCUCUUGCCAAAAUGGCUCUUUGAAGACUUUCCCCACAUGGAAAACAGCAGCGUGGUGAAGUCACUCCAGGCAAAGAGUGAUGUCAUGGAUAGCAGCUUCCACGAGGCGUUCUUGGACAUCAGUGACCCCACAGUUACAGAGGUCGAGGAGGUCCCAGAGCACAAGCAGCACAAGACCAGGACCAUCAGAAGGAAGCCCAGCGGAGAGCUGCCUAAGGACGAGGAGCCCCCAGAGAGCACAGCGCUGGCCAGCACCGCCGUACCUGAGCAGAUCAGUGACUACAAACCUCAGGUGUCCGAGGCCAGCCCAGUGGGCUACAUCGCUGCCAACUUUUACCAAGCACAGCCCCAAGCAGCCCUCCCAGAGCCAGAGGUGAGUGUCUUCUUCAGAGACUACACCAGCCCCUUGCCUCACCUGUGGGGUGGAGAGGGAGGGGACCACCACCUCUGUCUGCUGAAGAAUGUCAACCUCGUCCUAAACAGCAGCCAGAGUGGGCAAAGCCAGAUGUUCAUCCCAGCUGUGCUGGGGCAUGGCUCCCUGGUGGAGAACCAGUGGGCUCAGGCAUUAGCCAUGGACGUGCAAGAGCAGACAUUGGUUCCUGAAGAGCUGCUGUCCUGCCUGAGAGCCAGGAGCGGGCAGGCAAUGACGACCAGGAGCUGCUUUCCCCAAAGCACUGGAAGCCUAUUUUGA